Molecule: messenger RNA, 1263 nt
Organism: Bipolaris oryzae ATCC 44560
Lineage: Eukaryota; Fungi; Ascomycota; Dothideomycetes; Pleosporales; Pleosporaceae
Exons: 1
Coding region: 1-1263 (420 amino acids)
Source: RefSeq, a predicted model, not a curated record
AUGCUCUCCUCCAACAUGACCGAACAUCUUUCACAACCCACCCGGCAGCGAAGAUCACGUGCGAUUACUCCUCGGUCAAUUCCUGGAACGACGCAAUCGCUUGCGCAAUUCGAAGCUAGACUCUCCGUUAUCACAUCGGCCAGUGCUGCAAAAGAUCUCAUCAACACAAUGCGCGUCAUCGUGCAACAAGGAAACCGCCGAAGACACUUGGUCGAGCCACGCCGGCAAAAGAUCCGAGACUUGGUUAUUGGGAUGGAAAAUGCAGAGAUACAGAAGCUAUAUGAGGAAUUUACAAGAGCACACAACGAAAGAGAGAACAGAUCGACAUUCAGACUACCGCUCUUGGAUCGUGCACACGAGGACGGAGACGAUGCGGUGAACCAAGACACUGCCGAUACCAGGGAAAGGCCUGAAAUGGAAGCAGCCCACAGCCUAUCCCACGAGAUAAGAAACACCGGUUUGGAAGAUGGCGAGAUGGUGGAAGUAGCGGAGGAUACUUUGAACACUAUCGCACAAGCGUUGAGUUCUCCUGACACCAUUACAUCUCGCUUUGCCAUAAAAGGAACUUCGCCGCUCCCGGCGCCUUCGCCACUGUUGGAUUCAUCGUCCGCUCCCGAGCUAGCCUAUACAAUGUACGACCAAGAAGAUCAUGGUGCUUGCACAGUGGUCCCAAUUCAGAACCCUAGAAACUUCCCUUUGAGACGUGUACAGAAGGUCCAAGCCGACUAUUACCCCUCAAUACUCAUGGUUGCCAUGUGGGUACACCGCAACCAGUUCAAUGAAAUCACUCAGGUAACUGGCGACCUCGACAAGGGGCCGGUCAACCAUCUCAUCAUCCACGAUCCACGCAUUAUCAAAUCUCUCGGUCUCGAUGAGCCACCGUUCGACGUCAUAAACCUACAACCCUCAAGUCGUGUGCAUGAGACAUACAAUAUACGUAUCCUACCAGGCCAAAACCUUGAAGACCUUGAUUCCUGGGUUGUUGGAGAGCUCGUAUCCGCUCGGCACGCGUACUUGUAUUGGCUUGAUGGCAGACGGUGUUCGGAUCCAAAGGGGCCGCCUACUGCUGCUGAAGCAAGGGCUAUAGCUACAGAGACGGGCAGAAGGGCAUUGGACGUCAAGAUGGAAUUUGAUGCGUAUUGGAAAAUGGAAUGUGGGACUGGCGGUAAGAAAGUCAGAGAGAAGCGAGCAGUGUAUCUGGGUGAGGAUCCGGAAUAUCCUGAGGGUGCCGAGGUGAGACAUUUUGGAAAUCAGUGGUGGUAG